Messenger RNA from Rhea pennata, 1663 nucleotides. It is a transcript of the gene SIX1, whose product is annotated as SIX homeobox 1. The record is from RefSeq and is a predicted model, not a curated record. Bases 44 to 892 code for a protein of 282 amino acids. Gene Ontology annotation, cellular component: nucleus; transcription regulator complex. Gene Ontology annotation, molecular function: DNA-binding transcription factor activity, RNA polymerase II-specific; RNA polymerase II cis-regulatory region sequence-specific DNA binding. Gene Ontology annotation, biological process: regulation of skeletal muscle cell proliferation; skeletal muscle fiber development; regulation of transcription by RNA polymerase II. The transcript is spliced from 2 exons. Lineage: Eukaryota; Metazoa; Chordata; Aves; Rheiformes; Rheidae.
CGCCGCCCGUGGCCGUGGCCGUGCCCGGCGCGGAGCCCUGGCCAUGUCGAUGCUGCCUUCCUUCGGCUUCACGCAGGAGCAGGUCGCCUGCGUCUGCGAAGUGCUGCAGCAAGGGGGGAACCUGGAGAGGCUGGGCCGGUUCCUCUGGUCGCUGCCGGCCUGCGACCACCUGCACAAGAACGAGAGCGUCCUCAAGGCCAAGGCCGUGGUGGCUUUCCACCGGGGCAACUUCCGCGAGCUCUACAAGAUCCUGGAGAGCCACCAGUUCUCGCCCCACAACCACCCCAAGCUGCAGCAGCUCUGGCUCAAGGCGCACUACGUGGAAGCCGAGAAGCUGCGGGGGCGGCCGCUGGGCGCCGUGGGCAAGUACCGCGUGCGCCGAAAAUUCCCGCUGCCGCGCACCAUCUGGGACGGCGAGGAGACCAGCUACUGCUUCAAGGAGAAGUCGCGGGGGGUGCUGCGCGAGUGGUACGCGCACAACCCCUACCCGUCGCCCCGCGAGAAGCGGGAGCUGGCGGAAGCCACCGGCCUCACCACCACGCAGGUCAGCAACUGGUUCAAAAACCGGAGGCAGCGGGACCGAGCGGCGGAGGCGAAGGAAAGGGAGAACACGGAAAACAACAACGCGGCCACCAACAAGCCGAACCAGCUCUCGCCCCUGGACGGGAGCAAACCCCUCAUGUCCAGCUCCGAGGAAGAGUUUUCGCCGCCGCAGAGCCCGGACCAGAACUCGGUGCUGCUCCUGCAGGGCAGCCUCGGCCACGCCAGGAGCUCCGGCUACGGCCUGGGCGGCCUGGCCGCCUCGCAGACCGCGCACAGCCUCCAAGGGCACCAGCUCCAGGACUCGCUGCUGGGACCCCUCACGUCCAGCCUGGUGGAUCUGGGCUCCUAGAGGGCGGCGGCGGCGGCGGCCCGCGCCGCGCGAGAGGAGCCUUACCUCGGGGAUAGAGACCCUCGGUUGUACAUAGCGGACAGCACACGGUUUUACAGCUUGCCCGGUGAUUCUUAACGGGGCUCUCGGCUCUUUUCACACGACCCCGCAUCGGCUCCUGGGCCGCUCCCUCCCCACCCCAGCGUCUCCCACUAUCACCAUUAUUAUAUUUUUUUCCACGUAGCCAAACGCAGAGAGCAGCAGAAACCCUCUUCCCUUCGAGUUCAAACGAGCUGCUCCCAGCGGGAAUUACCGAAAAAAAAAAUUAAAAUAAAAAAAAUAAAUAAACCCAGCUGGAUCCGAUUCCACCCGAAUAAAAUCCAGCCCCGCGGGCGUGGGGCAGGGACGGGCAGGGCGCAUCGCUGCCCGGCCACCGGGGCCCCGCAGGGCCGGCGCGGAGCUGGACGGAGGCAGAGGGCCGAAGCCGCUGUGCAGAGCCCUGUGUUGUAGCGGGAGGAGGGAGGGGAAGUUACGUUUACAUUUUUCAUAUUUAGAAUAUCAGAAAGAUUUCGAUGUAGUUUAAAUUAAAGGCAAAAAAAAAAAAAAAGCAAUGAAAAAGCUGCAGUAUUAGAGUUUAAACAAGUGCCUAUGUCUUAACGUGGACGUGCGAGGCGGUUAGCUAGAGAGCUCCCGUGAGCGAACGCCCCUCAGGCUUCUUUCUUUUUCGGUGGUGAAUUGCAUCGAUGUGGCUAAAAAUUAGGAGUUUAAUAAUAAUAAAAGUUGCCGGCCGUU